Adineta steineri is the source of this 990-nucleotide messenger RNA. The record is from the annotation of a GenBank genome assembly. Lineage: Eukaryota; Metazoa; Rotifera; Eurotatoria; Adinetida; Adinetidae.
AUGAGUUUUCAUCCAUCUGCAUCGAUUGAUUGUCAUACGACACCAAUGGAAAUACUUUCACCAUUUAUCCAGGAAACACAGGAUAAUCAAGGUCGUAUUAGAAGCAAUGGUGGUAUGGGUAUGCGGAACAUUCCGGAAAGACCUCGUCGUUCAUCGUUUGUUACUAAAAGUUGUUGUGAUUAUCAUACAACAUCUGGUCAAUACAUAUUUCGAUGUCCACCAACUUGUCUUAGCAAAUCGUGUUUACAUCCAAAUGCACUUUGUAUAUCACAAAUAGCAACAUUUGCAUUUUAUCAAGCUUUACUUAGUGAAUUUAUUGGCACAAUGUUACUCACAUUAGUAUGUACGUCUACUGGCUUACCCAUUGCAUCUAGAUCUGUACCUGAUCUACAUGGUGCUUUAGCUGGUGGUUUUGUUAUUGCCACUCUCGUCGUUGGAUUUGGUAAUAUAAGUGGUGCUCAUUUUAAUCCAGCUGUAACAGUAUCAUUUUUAGUGGCAUGUGAAAUCGAUUUUGUACGAGCAUUCUGCUAUAUUUGUAUGCAAUUACUUGGUGGAAUUAGUGGUUCUUGUCUAUUAACAUUAAUAGCACCUUCUCAAACACAAGGAAAUUUAGGUUUAACUACAAUCACUCCGGGUGUUUCAAUUUCACAAGCUAUUAUAGUUGAAGCUAUUAUUACAUUUAUUUUAUGUUAUACAGUACAUGCUAUCUGUGAUAAACAUCGAGAUGAUAUCGGUGGUUCAAAAGCUUUAGCAGUUGGUUUAGCAAUUAUAGUAGGUUGUUUAUUUGGUGGACCAUAUACUGGUGCUUCGAUGAAUCCAGCUCGAUCAUUCGGACCUGCUACUGUUAUGAAUUCAUGGGAAAAUCAUUGGGUAUAUUGGGUUGGUCCCUUAUCUGGCUCUUGUAUUGCUGCAAUUAUGUACACAUAUAUUUUCAGACAACAACCACAAAUUGUUGUAACCAAAGAUCCUAAUCCACGUAGUCCUAUUUAA